Molecule: messenger RNA, 1522 nt
Organism: Bombina bombina (fire-bellied toad)
Lineage: Eukaryota; Metazoa; Chordata; Amphibia; Anura; Bombinatoridae
Product: myelin-associated glycoprotein-like
Exons: 8
Coding region: 197-1183 (328 amino acids)
Source: RefSeq, a predicted model, not a curated record
UAUAGAGCUAUGGGGCUUUCAUUGCAACAUUUCUUUUCUUUUUUUUUAUUGAGGUUAAUUACAAGAUACAACAUACAUGCGAUUUUCCAAGAGGUAUGGAACUAGAAAAGAGAAAAUAUCAAGACAGGAGAAUGGUGACAUUUCAGCACAUGAAUGGACAUAUAAUUUCCGCAAAAAUCCUUUUUAAUUCUGCACCAUGAGAAUCAAAGAGAAUAUUGUCUUCCUAAACAUUAUUCAAGGUCUCCUUCUUGGAUCCCUUGGCCAGCAAUUGUUAUUUCACUUCCCCCAAGAAAUCAAAGCAUUAAAAGGGUCUUGUGUAGAGAUUCCUUGUACAUUUAACUAUACACCAAAUUCGGGACAUCCCAGUGUGAUAUGGUACCUCUAUGACAACCCUUAUUCUUCAGAAAUUUUCAACAGUAAAUAUACUCUAAGUGUCUCAAAAGAAUUCAGAGGCCGCACAUCUCUGGUGAGCAAUGCAAGAAACAGUUGUUCCCUGAGGAUAGACAGAGUGACAAGGGAAGACUGGCGCUAUUAUUAUCCGGGUAUAAGUCCAGAAAUAAAUUCAUAUAUCAAGCAAUCUAAAACAAUCCUGCUGGAUGUUAAAGAUUCUUCGGAUAUACCAAAGCUUACAUUGUUAGGAGACGUAAUUGAAGGAAAUUCCAUCACUGUGUCAUGUUCUGCUAACCACACGUGUCAAUCAAGCCCUCCUGAUAUUACAUGGAACAAGGAUAGUAAACUUAUAGAUGUACAUCACAAAGACCUUGGGGAUGGGGAAUGGAGAGUUGUAUCAGUAUUAACAUAUCAUCUCUCAUAUUUGGAUCAAGGAAAACAACUACGGUGCACAGUUAAAUAUCCAAAUGGACAAAUAUACAACCAAGCCGUAACACUGAACAUUACAUCAGGAUCCCAGUAUUCCAGAAAACAUCUCUACUUUCUAGUGCCUGUAAUCAUAUGCUUUGUUCUGGUUUUACCAAUCAUCUACUACUUUUGGAGAAAAAGAAAAUCUCAAAGCGAAUCUAGUGUUAAAGAAAAUGAGAAUUUCCAAACCAAUGAUGGCAAUUACACAGAUCUUCUAAGGUGUGAAAUUUCUGCAGGAUAUGAACAAUUAAAGCCAGGAACUAAUCCACAUGCAAAUAGAAAUCGAGAAACUCUGGAGUAUGAAAACAUUCAGAGUCAGAUGUAAAGAAUGUUGCCAUAAAUAUCUUAAACAUAUUAAAAAAAAACUUGAUCUCUGUUUUUUCACUCUUUACAAACAUUUUAUAUAAAUAAAUUGUCAUGUUUAGAAUCUUCCAUUGUAUUUACAUGUAUAUGAGCUAUAGGUUAUGGCCACUCUAGGGAUGGGCGACUGUUUUUAAACAUUCAAAAAAUGGAUUGGAUUUUAACACAUUUGAUCAUUUGUUUCUAAUUUUAAAUGUUUGUACACAUUCUAUCAUAUAUUUCUUAUACUUUCUGUAAAGGACCACGCAAUGCAGUAGAAUUGCAUAAACAAGUGCAUAAUAAAAAGACAAUUAUUUAACACCUA